Messenger RNA from Phyllostomus discolor (pale spear-nosed bat), 1231 nucleotides. RefSeq names its product microtubule interacting and trafficking domain containing 1 (gene MITD1). Gene Ontology annotation, cellular component: midbody. The transcript is spliced from 7 exons. NCBI's taxonomy places the organism in Eukaryota, Metazoa, Chordata, Mammalia, Chiroptera, Phyllostomidae. Gene Ontology annotation, biological process: midbody abscission. Bases 68 to 817 code for a protein of 249 amino acids. The record is from RefSeq and is a predicted model, not a curated record.
CUCCCGGAAGCGCGGCAGACUAGUCCUGCUGUGGCUGGGUUUGAGAUUGAGACCCAUUUCCAGAAUUAUGGCAAAAUCUGGGCGGGGGCUGGAUUCCGAGAGCGUAGCUGCAGCCACUGUGCUAAAGCGAGCGGUGGAGCUAGAUUCCGAGUCCCGAUACCAGCAGGCUCUGGUGUGUUACCAGGAGGGGAUUGACCUGCUCCUGCAGGUUCUAAAAGGCACCCAAGAUGAUACAAAGAAAUGUAAUCUUAGAAAAAAAAUUUCUGGUUACAUGGACAGAGCAGAAAAUAUAAAGAAAUACUUGGAUCAAGAAAAAGAAGAUGGAAAAUACCACAAGCAAAUUAAAAUAGAGGAGAAUGCAACAGGUUUCAGUUAUGAGUCACUUUUUCAAGAAUACCUUAAUGAGACAGUUAGAGAAGUUUGGGUAGAAGAUCCCUAUAUUAGACAUACUCAUCAGCUGUAUAACUUCCUUCGAUUCUGUGAGAUGCUUAUUAAAAGACCAUGCAAAGUAAAAACGAUUCAUCUUCUCACCUCCAUGGAUGAAGGCAGUGGGAAACAGCAGCAAAUUUGUGGCCUGCAAGAAAUAAAAGAGUCACUCAGGAAUCAUGGAGUGCUGUUGGAAUUAGAAUACUCUUCUUCAAUACAUGACCGAGAAAUUAGGUUCGACAAUGGAUGGAUGAUUAAGAUUGGAAGGGGACUGGAUUAUUUUAAGAAACCACAGAGUCGUUUCUCCCUUGGAUAUUGUGAUUUUGAUUUAAGACCAUGUCAUGAAACAACAGUGGACAUUUUUCAUAAGAAGCACACAAAAAAAAUAUGAUGGGUAGUAGUUAAUUUACAUUGUAUAUUUCUAUUUUGAGUGAAUUUUUUUUUUUACUUUGGACAGAUCAUUCCUAUAAUGUGUGACUUUAACAAUAAAUUUAUACAUUUCUACUAAUUUAUGGAUCCAUUGUUUCAGUUGUGACCAACCCUAAAUAUUUUUAUAAAUAUAUUACUUAGAAUUACAGUGUUUUAAGACAUAUGGUAAACUUAAACAUUUUACUAGCUUUUCUCUUACUUGGCUGUUGGAUCAUGAAUCAAUAAUGAGCACCUAUUAUAAAGAUGAAUUGGAUGUUAAUACUGCCCCUGGGAAUUUAGAGUCCAGGCAGAAAAACUAUGGAUAAGAGUACUCUUAAGACAGCAGUGCCCAACCUUUUUGGCACCACGGACUGGUUUCACGAAGGGGGGUGGGAAA